CGGAGCAGAGUGACUACAAAGUAAGCACCUCCCACGGUCUACGAAAUCACUUCAUUUCUACAUCUUGUUGAGUUCUUACAGUUGCAGACAUGCCUGGCAUGGUGCAUCUAUCCUUCCUUUUACCCUUACUCCUCUCCCUGGCCCUAAACCUAGUAUCCUUCGCCACGGCGACCGGCGAGGACCAGUUCGCCUACUCCGGCUUCUCUGGCAGUAACCUCACCCUCGACGGAACAGCCAAGAUUACACCAGACGGUGUCCUUGAGCUGACCAAUCACACAGUUCACCUUAAAGGCCAUGCGUUCUACCCAACUCCAUGGCGAUUCCGCAAGUCUCCCAACGAGGUGGUGCAGUCCUUCUCAAUAACCUUUGUGUUCGGCAUGGUCCCUGUCUACUCUGAUAAGUGUACCGAUGGCAUGACUUUCCUGAUCUCCCCAACCAAAGAUUUCUCCGGUGCACAGACCUCACAAUACUUGGGUCUCCUCAACAAAACAAGUGAUGGCAAAGCAAGCAACCACAUAUUUGCAGUCGAGCUUGAUAGUAGCCAAAAUACUGAGUUCAAUGACAUUGAUGACAACCACAUCGGCAUCGAUAUCAAUAAUCUCACCUCGUUUGUAGCCGAAUCAGCUGGCUUCUACGAUGACAAGAAUGGUAUCUUCAAAACCUUGUCCCUUGUUAGCCGCAAAGCAAUGCAAGUGUGGGUGGACUAUAAUGGCGAGGCCACACAGAUCAACGUGACAUUGGCUCCCCUCAGGGUAGCCAAACCGUCCAGACCACUACUGUCAGCUACCUACAACCUCUCAACGGUGCUGGAAGAUCCAUCAUACAUCGGCUUCUCGGCAUCAACUGGUCCAAUCAAUUCACUGUAUUGUGUGCUUGGCUGGAGCUUGGGCAUAAACCGUCCUGCUCCAUCGAUCGACAUCACCAAGUUGCCGAAGCUACCUCGGGUUGGCCCAAAACCUCGGUCCAAGGUGCUGGAGAUCAUCCUACCAAUAGCCACAGCCGCAUUCAUCCUCCUUGUCGGAACAACUUUAAUUCUAUUAGUGCGGAGGCGAAAGAGGUACGCUGAGAUACGUGAAGAUUGGGAAGCCGAGUUUGGGCCACACCGCUUUUCAUACAAGGAUUUGUUCCAUGCUACAGAUGGAUUUAAGAAUAAGAAUCUACUUGGCCUAGGAGGAUUUGGCAAGGUGUAUAAAGGUGUACUUCCUGUCUCAAAAUUAGAGGUUGCUGUAAAGAGGGUGUCUCAUGAGUCAAAGCAGGGAAUAAAGGAGUUUGUCUCCGAGAUUGUCAGUAUUGGCCGCCUCCGACAUCGCAACCUUGUCCAGCUACUCGGUUAUUGCAGAAGAAAAGGUGAACUCCUAUUGGUAUAUGACUACAUGUCAAAUGGCAGUCUUGAUAAGUAUUUACAUUGUGAAGAGGAUAGGCCCACUCUGGAUUGGGCUCAAAGGUUUCAAAUCAUCAAAUGUGUUGCAUCUGGCCUAUUCUACCUCCAUGAGAGGUGGGAGAAAGUUGUACUCCACCGAGACAUCAAAGCAAGCAAUGUGCUCCUUGAUAGUGAAAUGAAUGGACGUUUAGGUGACUUUGGUCUUGCAAGAUUGUAUGAUCAUGGCACCGACCCACAAACAACACAUGUAGUUGGUACCAUGGGAUAUCUAGCCCCAGAAUUGGGGCGCACUGGUAAGGCAACACCUCUGACAGAUGUGUAUGCGUUUGGUAUUUUCAUUCUUGAGGUAACCUGCGGACAAAGGCCUAUCAAUAGACUUGCAGAGGCUAGUUCACAGAUGUUAAUUGAUUGGGUUGUCGAGCACUGGCACAAAGGAUCACUCACAUACACACUUGACAGUAGGUUACAAGGAAACUAUAGCGCAGAUGAGGUAUGCCUGGCAUUAAAUCUAGGAUUGCUGUGUGCACAUCCAUUUUCCAACGCAAGGCCCACUAUGCGGCAAGUCAUACAAUACCUCAACGGUGAGACACCACUCCCGGAGUUGAUGCCUACAAACUUAAGUUAUAGCAUGUUGGCCCUGAUGCAUAAUGAAGGUUUUGACCAAUACACAUCACUGCCUUCCACCGUUGGCAGCAGUAGCAUGACAUCCAGCCUCACGAGUGGAAGAUGACAAAAGAUAGAUGUCAUUCCCAGGACCAGACCAUUUGGAAGUUAGUAGAGCUGAUUACAUUAUGGAAGCCCACUGUAAUGCUUUUUCCUACUGUAUAAUACUUUUUACCUCAGGGAUUCAGAAACAGAAAAUAAUCUACUGUGACUAAUUAGAUCUACAAAGGGUUCUAGUUUAAAUAGUUAUGCUUCUAUGCAAGGGUUCUGCUGUUAGACCUUGUAAAUAGCUGUAGAGUUUCUAUGUGUAAACAGUUGUAAAUAUUGUCAUAAAACGCUACAUUACACAAGGAUAGUGCAAUCUUGAAUAAAGUAGUUCGCACCUCGAUUCUCCAA
Phragmites australis (common reed) is the source of this 2440-nucleotide messenger RNA. RefSeq names its product L-type lectin-domain containing receptor kinase SIT2-like. The transcript has a single exon. The record is from RefSeq and is a predicted model, not a curated record. The coding region runs from base 90 to 2111 and encodes 673 amino acids. Gene Ontology annotation, molecular function: ATP binding; protein kinase activity; carbohydrate binding. Gene Ontology annotation, cellular component: plasma membrane. Lineage: Eukaryota; Viridiplantae; Streptophyta; Magnoliopsida; Poales; Poaceae. Gene Ontology annotation, biological process: protein phosphorylation.